AUGGAGGGUUUCUACGGUGUUGAAGUGAGCGUCGGGGAGAAAGUUAUUCCAGAGAUACCGGAGGGUAACGUACUUCGUCUCACACAAAUUGCUGUGCCUGCGAAUACAAGUGAUGCCGUCUCUCUUGUCGUUUCCCUUCAGGGUAAAGAAUUUACUAUCGCUUCUCUUGAUCCUGUGAGGAAUGUAUCGCAAAUGGGGAUUGACCUUGUGAUUAAAGCAGAGCAGAAUAUUAUUCUUUCCGCCACUGGCAACGGCUCAGUGCAUGUGACUGGAUAUAUACAACCUAUUGAGAAUGUUACGGAUGGUGAGUCAAGUUGCGGUGGUGAGAUUUGCAGUGGUGUCCCAUUCGAGAAAAUGGCGCCGCCGCCUUUUCGUGGCGUAGCGCCCGCUUGUAAAACAUCAGUGCAAAGUUCAAACAAUACCAGCGAAAGUGACUAUGAUGUUGAAGGUAUUGUGAGCGUUGAUGAUGGUGUGGAAAAAAUUGGGAAGAGAGGCGAUAAGGGCGAAGAGCGACCUUCAAAAAUUAGGCAUGAGGGAGGAGUCGAGUUUCACAACGAACAACACGUGGAUGAGCAUAGAUAUCGUCGGGGAGGUUACUUUCGUUACAACGGUGAAGGAGGGUACGGCGGUGUUCAUCAGGGUUUUUUCAGGCAACGUGGACGUCAGAGAAUAAAUAGCACUUCUUCCCAAGGUGGUUUCGGUGCCAUUUAUAAUGAACCAAUCCAUGAAGCGGAUCAGUUGGGAAUGAACAGAGGGUACGGGAGAGGUGGGUAUUCAAGUAGGGGAAGAGGUUACAUGGGUGGCGGGUAUAGAGGGCAAGCAAAUGGUGAAAUGAGAAGGGGAUAUACCAAUGAAGAAAGGUACUUGUAUAGCGGGGGUGAGUGGCAAGGAAUGUCAAGCAAUUUGUUAGGAAGGGGGUUUGCUGCAAUAAAUAGGGGUUUUCAUCCCUAUUCCAGCCGAAACAACUAUCCUUUCCCACCAAAUCACCACCUAAACGAUGCAUCUCGCACUCUGCCCCCUUACAGCGGAAGAGGCGGAACAAAUGCGGUCUGGAAUAGAGGUGGAUUCCGCGGCGGGAACUCUGGGAGGGGUCGUUACUAA
This is a messenger RNA of Trypanosoma brucei brucei TREU927, 1101 nucleotides long. It is a transcript of the gene Tb927.8.750, whose product is annotated as nucleolar RNA-binding protein, putative. The transcript has a single exon. The coding region runs from base 1 to 1101 and encodes 366 amino acids. Lineage: Eukaryota; Euglenozoa; Kinetoplastea; Trypanosomatida; Trypanosomatidae. The record is from RefSeq and is a predicted model, not a curated record.